Pseudozyma hubeiensis SY62 is the source of this 1170-nucleotide messenger RNA. RefSeq lists its product as hypothetical. The coding region runs from base 1 to 1170 and encodes 389 amino acids. Gene Ontology annotation, molecular function: holocytochrome-c synthase activity. The record is from RefSeq and is a predicted model, not a curated record. Gene Ontology annotation, biological process: cytochrome c-heme linkage. Gene Ontology annotation, cellular component: mitochondrion. The transcript has a single exon. NCBI's taxonomy places the organism in Eukaryota, Fungi, Basidiomycota, Ustilaginomycetes, Ustilaginales, Ustilaginaceae.
AUGAAUCCCGCCGAGAUCGUACGCGCCAUCCGCGCCCAGGCAGCUUCAGAUCACAGACCCAAUGUCGACAACCAAAAUGCCGUCGCUGGCCUUAUGGCUUACAAGCUCUCCCAGCACCGCGAUGAAAUCCUUCGAUCCAUGAGCGCUGGUCCCUCCUCCGCUGCCUCUUCGUCUUCUACAUCGCCACCGCCUGGAUGCCCCAUGCACGCCGGCGGCAGCAGCGCAUCGGCGUCGGCAGCGCCGCCCGCUGCGCCAAAGCCUUCCCCACCCAAAAUGGUGGCUUCCUCCGGCGGACAGUGCCCCAUCCCUCACGAGGAUCGUGACAAGUACCUCGCUUCCAAAUCUGCCCAGGCCUCCGCCUCUUCCGCAGAUUCCAUGGCCUCUUCCUCGUCCGCAUCCACUUCGUCAUCCAAGCCGUGGUCCUCGACGCUCAACCCUCUCAACAUGAUGCCAAGCCUCGGUCAAGGUCAGGCACCAGAGCAACAGACGGUGCUCUCCACAGAAAGGGUCGUCUCGUCUAUCCCUCGCUCUCGCUCAUCCGCUGCACCCGGUGCGUCGCCUUACGACAAACCUUCGGCGUGUCCCGUCAAGCAUGACGAUAGCGUACCUUCAGAAGAACAAUCGGAAAAGUGGGAAUAUCCUUCACCGCAGCAGUUCUACAACGCCCUCGUCCGCAAGGGAUGGGAAACGCCAGAAGAGCACGUCGAGACCAUGGUUCUUGUCCACAACUUCCUCAACGAACAGGCUUGGCUCGAGGUGCUCGAGUGGGAGAAGCUCGCCGGUGCCGAUUCGUCGCGAGCCGAACUCGCUCGCUUCCAGGGCAAACCAGGAACGCUCACCCCCAAAGCCCGCCUGUUCGGCUGGAUGGCGAGCAUCAUGCCCAACACCUUCAGUUCCGAACCUCCCUUUGAUCGUCACGACUGGAUCGUAAGAAGACCUGAUCAGGACGGCAAGGAGGUCCGCUACGUGAUCGAUUACUACAGCGUGCCCGACGACCCGGAAAAGGACGACCCCGAAUUUGUGCUCGACGUUCGACCAGCCUUGGAUUCGAUGGAAAGCCUCAGCGUCCGACUUCAGAAGGGUUUCCAAGAAUGGAAGGAAGGCCAGGGCUUCUUCUCGGCCUUCGCUGCGGAAAAUCAGCCCAAGCCAGCGGCGACAGCUUCUGCUUAG